UUUAACUUUUACUAUGGAUGAUAUACUUCUUGGGCAUGUUCGUAUCAGUAGAGCUGCUAUCUUUCGUCGGUUGGACUUCUGCUCCUCGUCUUUCUGAUCAUGAAGCUGAUGAUCCGUCGGUAUCGUCCCUCAGACAAAGACACUGUCCUGAGGCUGUUCAGCGUCUGCAUCCGGGAGCACAUUGGCCCUUGUUUCCAGAAUGCCAUGUCCAGUCCUCUCUACAUCUCCAUCACUCUGUCUCUGUGUCUUGCUGGCUAUCUCUUCAGCUCUUUGAUGGUGACUGUGCUGUUACCAGCAGCCUGGGCUGGACUUAUCUACUACUGCUGUCAUGUGUCUUUUGCCAGCUAUGUUUCUGAGAGACUUCGAACGGACAUGCAGGACAUCGUGGGACACUACCUGAGCCGCCCGGAUGACUGCUUCUGGGUGGCUGAGGCUGAGGUUGAUGGAAAGGUGCAGGUGGUUGGAAUGGUGGCUGUGGUCUGCAGGCAGAGUGGCGAUGAAAAGUACGGGGAAUUGUUCAGGAUGAUUAUAUCACAACAGUGUAGACGGAUGGGGCUAGGCUACAGGAUGACCCAGGUUGUGAUUGAUUUCUGUAAAGAGCGAGGGUUCACCAAGGUGGUGCUGGAGACCACCGAUACCCAGAUGGCUGCUGUGGCUUUGUACAAAAAACUGGGGUUCAAACAUGUCCUCUUACACAGAGAGGCACACACUUCCUUCUGGGUUAUUUUGUUGUCCCGGGUGACUAUUGUCAAAAUGGAAAAGCUGUUGUAAACAUUUCUUUUUGUGCUGGUUCUACAACCAGACAACUAUUUCAUAGAAGCAAUUAUUACAUUUAUUAUUGCGAUUUGUAAAAAUGUAAAUGAAUAAAAAUUCUGUUGUGAUCAAACACUAUGGCGCCAUUGACAGAAUGUUAACUCAUUGUCAUGGUCUGUGUCUGCGUCUCACCUCAUGUGUCUCCUUCUGUCCUCAUUCGUCUCUAGGUGCUCCUUUUGUGUCUUCUAGCGCCCUCAUGUGUCGUGUCUGCGUCUUCCUCAUGUGUCUCCUGGUGUUCCCCAUUUGCCCUCUAGGUUUCCCCCCUCGGACUUCCCUCUCCCAGGUCCUGUGCUCUCUUGGCCCCCUCUUAGCCACGCCCCUGUAGUUUCUUUCUGUAGUGUUUUCCUUUAGUGUCAGCUUCCCCUUAGAAUAUUAGUUAUGGUUCACGCCUUCUGGUCUUUUGUUUUUCUCUAGGGUCAUUUUCCUUUGUUACAGCCUUUCAUUAUUUAGUGUGUGUUUUCCCACCAGUGUUUUUCUUCCUCCUCCCUGAGUUAGUAAUUGUGUUCACCUGGUCCCUCUCCCCACACAACUGCAAUUCAUCUCCCUCUCAUCUUCGCAGUAUAUUUAAGCCCUGUCUUGUCUCGGUGUUGUUGACGGUCCAUUGUAAUGUUGUCAGCGUGUGUUGGUGCUCUUAGUGAGCUUUUUGUCUCAAGGUUUUUGGUGCUCUAAGAGAGCUUUGGGUGUCCUGUUCUCCAGGACUUUUGGCCCGCUGCCAUUUUGGAUUUAUUUUUGUUCUUCCUAAAUAAAAGGAUUUUGACUUUUA
This is a messenger RNA of Nothobranchius furzeri (turquoise killifish), 1576 nucleotides long. It is a transcript of the gene nat8l2, whose product is annotated as N-acetyltransferase 8-like 2. Gene Ontology annotation, molecular function: N-acetyltransferase activity. NCBI's taxonomy places the organism in Eukaryota, Metazoa, Chordata, Actinopteri, Cyprinodontiformes, Nothobranchiidae. The record is from RefSeq and is a predicted model, not a curated record.